GAGCCCAGCCGAGCCCAGCCGAGCCGAGCCGAGCCGAGCCGAGCCCAGCCGAGCCGAGCCGAGCCGAGCCGCAGCGGCGGGCGGGCGGGCGGGCAGCCCGCAGCAUGUCGCCGCUCCGCGUCUGCAUCGUCGGCUCGGGGAACUGGGGAUCAGCCAUAGCAAGAAUCAUUGGCAAAAAUGUCCAGAAGUCCAACAGAUUUGAUCCUACUGUCAAGAUGUGGGUAUUUGAAGAGAUCAUUAAUGGAAGAAAACUCUCAGAAAUAAUCAACCAGGAACAUGAAAAUGUUAAAUAUCUGCCUGGAUACAAGAUACCCAAAAAUGUGGUGGCUGUACCAGACGUGGUCGAAGCAGCAAAUGGGGUAGAUAUUUUAGUGUUCGUUCUGCCACAUCAAUUUGUCGGACGAAUCUGUGAGCAGAUCGCAGGCCAGAUAAAACCCGGGACAUUUGGAAUUUCACUGAUCAAGGGGAUCGAUGAGGGUCCUGAUGGCCUGAAGCUCAUAUCUGACCUCAUUCGAGAGAAACUGAAAAUAGAAAUCAGUGUGCUCAUGGGGGCCAACAUAGCCAAAGAAGUGGCUGAUGAGAAGUUCUGUGAAACCACCAUUGGGUGCAAAAAUGAAAAACAAGGGGAGAUCUUUAAAGAAUUAAUGCAGACCCCCAAUUUCAGGAUUACCGUGGUGCUUGACUCUGAUACGGUGGAGAUUUGUGGAGCCUUAAAAAACAUUGUAGCAGUGGGAGCUGGGUUCUGCGAUGGACUGGAUUUCGGUGAUAAUACAAAGGCAGCGGUUAUACGCUUGGGCCUUAUGGAAAUGGUGGCCUUUGCCAAGAUGUUCUGCAGGGGACCAGUAUCAAUAGCCACUUUUCUGGAAAGCUGCGGGGUCGCUGAUCUAAUCACUACCUGCUACGGCGGACGCAACAGGAAAGUAGCAGAAGCCUUUGCUCGCACAGGAAAAUCCAUUGAGGAUCUGGAAAAUGAGAUGCUGAAUGGACAGAAGCUGCAAGGUCCUCAGACCUCAGCCGAAGUCUACAAGAUUCUGAAACAGAAAAAUAUGCUUGAUAAGUUUCCAUUAUUUACAACCAUCUACAAGAUCUGCUACGAGGGUCAAUCGAUCCAGGAUUUCAUCGCGUGCCUGCAGAACCACCCAGAGCACAUUUAGAGAUCCCCUCUCCUCACCUGGUUGCAUUCUCAUCUUCCCAGGACUUCUGUCCACUCCACGGCAAAUAAAGUAGAGAAACAGGUUGUGUGACAACACUUGCUGUAGAAGCAACAAGGAAUGUAUUUUGUUAUCCUCACUCUGGGGGGUAAAAAAUCUGCCUUUAAUUUCAACAUUAUACCCAAGGAACAGGAAAUGAAUGUAAAAUUUAACAGUAUUUGAUUUGAGUUAGUAAUGUGAGCAUUUCCCUCGAAUUACUACCUUGUUGAUUGAAAACAGUUCCCCUUGUAAUUUAGCUCACAUGAACCUCAACAUCUUGCCUACUGAUAUUACUUACAGAACAGCACAAGGUGUGGAAAAAUUGAAGAACUCAUCCAAACAGAAAAAUAGUAAAAAAAAAGGUCUCACAUCAAUAAGAUGCAAUCAGCUGGGCAAAUGUUGGGUUUCCCCUAAUUCCCCUCAAACACAAAUAACUUCUUGUAUUUUGUGAUAUUUGGUCCUUUGAUUUCAUUCCCUAGUGUAAGCCUCUUUGGAAAAAUAGGUAUUGUUACUGUGCUCAGACAGAUGUGCAUGUUCAGCGGAGGCAUGAAUAAAACAGUUUAAGGGGCAGGGGGAAGGAAGAAAAAGGAGGAGGAUUGUUUGUUUCAAAUUGAGGACACUAGGAAUCCUUAGUAAUCGUCUGACCUUUGUUAAACUUACUGUAUUCCAUUGAAAUACAGGACAAAAAAAUUGGAAUAGCCAAAUACAUUUAUGUUAGUGUCAGGAUUUCUCAGCAAGUCAGAGCCAUUAAUUGGUACUAGGCGAGAGGGGAGAACUGGAGGUUGACGAGGAGGAUGUACGCACAGCUCAGCGUGCAGCCUGUGCAAUGGUCAUUCUGAGGAUGUAACAACAGUGAAAAACCCCCUGUGAUACUUGACGUUUUAUACACGCAUGAAAAUGACCGCUACAGACGCACAGAAAUGCUGUAAAAUUGCAUUUGAAAGCGGGCUGCAUUUUAACUCUGUCAGGAGACUCCACGGGACUGACAGCAGGGCAGCCCCCCUGUCGUUCCAGACUGCAGACUAACACCCUGGUCCUGCUGUAGCUUAAGCAACGCAUCUUACACUCCGGAAGAGAGAGAUCUCGAUCUACUUCUGAAUUUUAAACACUAACUGGUUCAUAUGCCAGUUUUUUUAUUUUGCUACUAAUGGCAUUAAUUUUAGAAACAUAAAAGUUUUUAAACCUUAUAGCUGUACUUGGGUAACUUUACAUACCUGAUGUUUUUCAGCGUUAAAGCCAACUAUGGAAUGAGCAAUGGCACAUUUUAUAAGUUUUAAUACCCUUUUGAAAGACACCUAUUUUGAGACAAGACAAACAAAAAGGAAGAGUAACCUACUUUUGCUUUGCUUUAUCCGAUUUUCCAAAAUAGCAGAGGAAGGCAAGUGGUUUUUUUUUAAUCUGUCUAUAUAUUCACUGACAUAUUGCUUGGGGGGGGGGGGGGGGGAAGCUGCGUUAUAAAAUUGUCUCCACUCUGCAUUUUAGAAGAAUGUUGUUCUUUCACAUUUAUCAGAGUAAUAUAUAUAUAUAUAUUAAAAAAUGUAUUGUAAUUAUAUUGUAAAAACCCCAGUCUCUCAGCUAGCAGUGGUGGCUCAGGUACCAGGCACUGGCUGCAGCACCGCGGGGCCCUGCCGCAGGGCAGCGAGGGUGGCUCACCUCCCCCAGCUCCGAGUCCUGCCACAGCCGAGGGCUCGCGGCUCCGCAGGGCAACGCCAACAUUCCUUCCGCUGAAACGGGAAUCAUCCGGCCAAACCCUUUACACAAAACAGGGAAAUAUGGUCCUCCGUUUCAAGUGGUAAAAGACUUAAAUACUGCGUGAUUUUUAAGCGUCAAAUACGUGAGGAUGGGAUAGAGAAUUCGGGGACUUCCUUACCUCACUGGCAGGCUGAACUUCUGAUAAGUGAUGUAUGAGCUAAUAGUAACAGAGAACAUUUUACAUUCAAAAUGUAUCAAAUAACAGUUUAAUAAAGUGAUCAACAUUCA
Tyto alba (common barn owl) is the source of this 3170-nucleotide messenger RNA. Its product is annotated as glycerol-3-phosphate dehydrogenase [NAD(+)], cytoplasmic. Gene Ontology annotation, cellular component: cytosol; glycerol-3-phosphate dehydrogenase (FAD) complex. Gene Ontology annotation, biological process: carbohydrate metabolic process; glycerol-3-phosphate catabolic process. Gene Ontology annotation, molecular function: glycerol-3-phosphate dehydrogenase [NAD(P)+] activity; protein homodimerization activity; NAD binding. Lineage: Eukaryota; Metazoa; Chordata; Aves; Strigiformes; Tytonidae. The coding region runs from base 105 to 1154 and encodes 349 amino acids. The transcript is spliced from 8 exons. The record is from RefSeq and is a predicted model, not a curated record.